AUGGAGCAGCCCGAGGACAUGGCGUCGCUGAGCGAGUUCGACUCCUUGGCGGGCAGCAUCCCGGCCACCAAGGUGGAGAUCACCGUGUCCUGCAGGAACCUUUUGGACAAAGACAUGUUCUCCAAGUCUGACCCAUUAUGCGUCAUGUAUACUCAAGGGAUGGAGAACAAGCAGUGGCGGGAGUUCGGACGCACUGAAGUCAUCGACAACACACUGAAUCCCGACUUUGUGCGCAAAUUCAUCGUGGAUUACUUCUUCGAGGAGAAGCAGAACCUCCGUUUUGACCUAUAUGAUGUUGACUCCAAGAGUCCUGAUUUAUCCAAACACGAUUUUCUGGGCCAGGCCUUCUGCACCCUUGGAGAGAUUGUGGGGUCCCCUGGGAGCCGCCUGGAGAAGUCCCUCACAAUAGGAGCAUUCAGCCUGAAUUCCAGGACAGGCAAACCCAUGCCAGCUGUAUCCAACGGAAGUGGUCUUUGGAUGGAAAGUUUGAGGACCACUGGUCUGGAAGCCUCCGGUGGUGUCCCAGGGAAGAAAUGUGGCACCAUCAUCCUGUCCGCUGAGGAGCUCAGCAACUGCAGGGAUGUCGCCACAAUGCAGUUCUGUGCCAACAAGCUGGACAAGAAGGAUUUCUUUGGGAAGUCUGACCCCUUCUUGGUGUUCUACAGAAGCAACGAGGAUGGAACGUUCACCAUCUGCCACAAGACUGAGGUCAUGAAGAACACCCUAAACCCAGUCUGGCAAACUUUCUCCAUUCCUGUGAGAGCCCUCUGCAACGGGGACUAUGAUCGGUGA
This is a messenger RNA of Physeter macrocephalus (sperm whale), 792 nucleotides long. RefSeq names its product copine 5 (gene CPNE5). The record is from RefSeq and is a predicted model, not a curated record. The transcript has 11 exons. NCBI's taxonomy places the organism in Eukaryota, Metazoa, Chordata, Mammalia, Artiodactyla, Physeteridae. Gene Ontology annotation, biological process: cellular response to calcium ion. Gene Ontology annotation, cellular component: plasma membrane. Gene Ontology annotation, molecular function: calcium-dependent phospholipid binding. The coding region runs from base 1 to 792 and encodes 263 amino acids.